AUGGACUCACUGAGCGACACACACGGCCGCUCUUUCGUGGAAGUGAUUGUGGAAAAAUACAGCCCUGAGAACUUCCCCUAUCGCCGAGGCCCUGGGGUUGGUGUAGUCAUAAUCACCACACCUCAAGGCUCUCCCAUGAAAGAUCGUCUUAACUUGCCGAGAGUGCUGGUGUUAGAAGGCUCUGGCAUCAGUCGAGCUGGAGACCAAACAGAAAUUGCAGCUUUCUGUGCACAUAUCAGUAAAAUUGUUUCCAAUAUCCCCAACCUGGACUUCCUGAACCUGAGCUCCAACCCGCUGGCCACAGUCCCUCUGGAGGCUCCGUGCGUCGAGGCCUUCGCUGGCGUCCGGUGCCUGGUCCUCGACAACACCCAAGUGUCCUGGGACACCGUGCUUCAGCUCACACAGGAGCUGCCUGAGUAA
This is a messenger RNA of Knipowitschia caucasica, 420 nucleotides long. Lineage: Eukaryota; Metazoa; Chordata; Actinopteri; Gobiiformes; Gobiidae. The record is from the annotation of a GenBank genome assembly.